Elgaria multicarinata webbii is the source of this 2688-nucleotide messenger RNA. It is a transcript of the gene PODXL2, whose product is annotated as podocalyxin like 2. Gene Ontology annotation, biological process: leukocyte tethering or rolling. The transcript has 8 exons. Lineage: Eukaryota; Metazoa; Chordata; Lepidosauria; Squamata; Anguidae. Bases 166 to 2130 code for a protein of 654 amino acids. The record is from RefSeq and is a predicted model, not a curated record.
GGGGGAGCGCGGGGGCGAUGCCGUCUGAGCCUGAGCUGCUGCAGCAGCCGGGGAGAGAGGUCUUUGCUGUGAUCAGAAGGGGCAGAGCCCCGUGGGCAGCUGCACAAGCCAGGUCCGACUGAACGAGGAGGAGGAGGAAGGUGUAAACGCAGGAGCACAAGCAUCAUGAAGCCUUUGCCUCGUUGGGCACCUGGGGUGCUUCUGGCCUGGGGCUCUUUGUGCAUCUGCCUUGCUGUAUCAGAAGACACAGGCACGGAAGGUCUGAGUUCAACUUCCUUGGUGGAUUUCACAGCAAUAUCCCACUUAGAAUCUCUGGAUUCCAGUGAACAGACCAAUUUGGAGGUGUCUGAGUCAGACCUUGUUCCCAGUGCCCUGCAAGCUUCGCCUGGUUCGGGCUUUUCCAGUGAGGAGAAUGACGAUUCCAAGGUCCUGCAGUCCCAAUAUAUUUGGGACGAUGGUGGAGACAUCAAUGAUUCCAGCUUGUAUGCGGGACCAGCAUCAGAUUACAGUUUUCCACUUGCCUCCCAGAAGGCCUUGCCUGCAGGAAACAGGGCACAAGUCAAAGAUCCUCAAGAAAGGCCCACUUUCCAUCAGUCCCCUGAUUCUAUUGAGCCUGACUCUGAAGCACCUUCCACCAGCGUCCUUGAGGAAGAGGAAGGCUUGCUUCCUAUCAACCAAUCAAAGGGAGCUUCUCAGAUCAGCCAAAAAAUGAAGGUUACUUUUUCUGAAGCACCAGGGCAGGAUUCAUUGUACUCCAUCCUCUUCUCCACAACUGCCAGUAGAAUGAGUCCAGUGACUGAGGUGGUUACAGAAAAGCAAGAGGAAGAAUCUGCUCCUGAGCAUGCUUCCUCAGGCUUUGAUCUAGGGAGCAGCAUGGGACCUAGUCUAUUGCCUCUGUCCCCCAUUUUGUCAGCCACUACGAAAGGACCGCAGCUUGUCUCAGAGGUUCCUUUUAAGGUUACUUCGGAAAAUACAGUGGUUAUAGUAGGAGCAGGAGGGGAACUAGUAAAGACCACAGCAACAAUAUCUACAGUGGGAGCUGAUGUAAGAAAAGUGGAGACCACAACAAGUGGGGAGAGCCCAAAGCCCAUAGAAGGAGCUGGAAUUGGACAAGCUGAUUCCAUAGCAGGGACAGUGGCCAUAGAGGCCACAGAAAUGGCUGAAGAGGAGCAGAUGGGGGAAGAUCUUGUAAUAACAGGAUCUCAUGAGGACAGUACCCAAGUAACUGAGAAGAUUUCCAGGACUCCUAGCAGUGCAUCAAACCCCAGUUCUUCAGUGGGUUUCUGGGACUGGACUGAUGAGCCAGCUCCUACCCCUACUCCCAUUCAGAAUAUUACAAAGCUUCCAGUCUCAGCAACUGCUGCAGCAGAACACAGCUUUGCACCACAAACUGGAGACGUCCGCAUGGCUGGGCUGCCCACAGGAGUGCCCUGGAGUUUGACACAGGUGACCUGUAAGGACUGGAGCAAUCUGGCAGGCAAGAACUACAUAAUCCUGAAUAUGUCAGACAACAUUGACUGUGAGGAGUUCCGAGUGGAGAGGGGCCUCCAAUUGCUGGCACUGGUGGAGGAUGCUUUCUCCAGGUAUGAAAAUGGAUUGCAGGCCCAGUGGCUGAUCUCCCUAAGCAAACCCAAUGAGAACGACAAACAUCUACUAAUGACUUUGGCAGGAGAACACGGGGUUGUCCCAACGAAUGAUGUUCUCCUGGCACUAGGUGACAUACGGAGGAGCUUAGCUGAGAUUGGAAUCCAGAACUAUACGACUACAUCAAGUUGUCAGUCACGUCCUAGCCAGAGCCACAGUGAUUAUGGGAAGCUCUUUGUGGUGUUGGUCAUUAUUGGCUCCAUCUGUGUCAUCAUCAUUAUAAUGGGACUGAUUUACAACUGCUGGCAGCGGCGCCUGCCCAAGAUGAAGAACAUGUCACAUGGUGAGGAGCUACGGUUUGUUGAGAAUGGCUGCCAUGACAAUCCCACCUUGGAUGUAGCCAGUGACAGCCAAUCAGAAAUGCAAGAAAAGAAGCCAAGUGUAAAUGGCGGGGGAGCUGUUAAUGGACCUGAGAGCUGGGAUGUUCUCAUUAACAAGCGGGCAGGUGAAGAGGGAGAGGUGUUUGAGGAAGAUACACACCUUUAAAAGAGAAGACCGUGUAUCUGGAUGCACUCCCACUUGACUUAAGGGAUGUAUGGUGAGGGUGGCUCCUCAGGAACUUCUUUUUCAGGUUUGGAAUGGAUCUGCCCAUCAUGGUCCUGAGUCACCACCACAGUCCUGGAGCAAGAAAGGCCACCCUGUGCAGAGGGGGUGGGAUGGGGGUCGUGUUUGUGUGUUGCUGUCAGUAGCGCCAAUGCUUUAAUCACUUUUAAAUGCACUUGCUCUAGUUCUUUGGUAGAAGUGGAGGACAGCCAAGUUUGGGAAAUAAAUGGUAAUCAAGGCUUACCGUUGCCCCAGAGUGGUGUUUACUGCAAGUUUCAUCUUGGGGGCAGUAGGCCAGUUUCACACAGGAAGAGCCUAGUUCACAAUCUGUCUCAAAAGGUGCAAUAGGAGAAGCAAUGAGGAAAAACUCUGCAUAUUUCUUCUCUAGGCUUGGGGUGCAGUGUGUUAUGACAGCUUUGCAAUUUGCCAAUCAUUCUGACAAACUGUACCUUCUGGAGGGUGGCUUGCUGGACUUUCUGCUCAAGCUGCUAUGUGGUACAU